CUCGUCUUCUUAAACAUCGUGAGAGCGAACUUUCCGUCUCAGUUUUACGUCUACGUUGAAUGAUAAAUUCUAAUUGAAAAUGACCGGAACGGAGCUCGUUACCACCGUAGAUCCGCACCUUAUUCCCGGAUACGCCGGAUUUUGUCCCCAGUAUCGUUACAGAUGUGGCGAAACCUACGGAAGCCAGACGCACAAGCUUUUGCUAGAUCCGACGAUAAAUCAUGCCGAAACCCUUAUUCUUUCAAACCGUACCACCGACGAAUACCAGGUUUCGCGGCCUCCGAAAGAUGACAUCGACAUUGUCAAUACGAGGUUUAAAAGAGGCACCCCAGUCUAUGUCCAUCCCAUGACACCUGGCUACGAAGGGUUUAUGCCAGGUCUGAACGCGAGUCAUGGGCAAAGAUAUACCGUGACAGCUACGGAAGGUAUUGCCGAAUUUAAGCGUCAAGAGAUACAGAACAAGGAAGUUCUUAAUCAGCUCCAGAAGGUCGUCGCGGUGCAGAGCGGACGCGGAGAGCCGCGUAAUCUUGAGGAACGUUUGCUGCUCGAAAGUCAGUUUAAACUGCCCAUGCUGUCGGUCCGUCCCGAUUGUGUCGGUGUAAUGAGGAAUUUACCGGUCGACGAACAAUGCGAAAGACCCAGAGACCACGCACCUUCACCGUAUUUCAUGAAUAACGAUAAUCCUGGGAAGUUCUUUGUCAAUGGCUACUCGGGACACAUUCCCUAUGGUUACGCACACUUCGGCGCGUCAAAUUCAGUGAUGACGAACAGUGCACUUUGCGAUUUCACCUCGAAUUACAGGCGAAGACAGAGCACAGAAUGGGCGCCGGUUACCAUUUCUCGGCCGGAUCCACCCCUCCUCAUACAACCGACUGAAAUUUACCACAAACACGUUGGAAUGAUUCCAAACUACAAGGGACACGUUCCUGGAGAAUCAUUCAGGUUUGGAAAAACAUUCGGAGCAGACACCAGGGACGCGAAGAGAUGGCUGAGAGGAGAUUUCGCGGUUUAAGAAGCAUCCGGUUAUUAUUGCUGAUUGAAAGUAAGGGAAAGAGGGCAAUAAAUGUUUUUAAAAAGACCCUUGACAAUUGCGUAUUUUUGUUGCUGUUUCUCAAAAUGGAAGGAAUUAAUUAUUUUUAAAGGUAAACAUUCUUGUGGCCAUAGUUACAUAAAAAUAUACAAACUUCAUAUACAUCGGGUGAAAUUUCAAUUCCAGUUGGCAAUCCUGUAAAGUUAGAUCUAAUUUUUCAGUAAUUCGAUUACUGUCGCGCUUUCCACUCUUUCAGAAUUCUGGCUGCUUCUUGCAAGUUUUCAUCUCUCUGUAAAACAUUGUAUUGUCAAGUUGAGGACAAAAAACAUUUUUAUUGUAAAUUAAUUCAACCUAAGUGCUAGACGAAUAUUCUUUCUCUCUAACCAGCUGUACUCUCUACAAACAAAAAUAACCAAAUUUGAACUAUCAUUUACCCAUCGUUUCGAUUUUCCAAGCACUAAUAAUCUCACCUUUAUGAAGCAGUAUCGUACAUUAUCCUCGCCCAAAUGCUUGUGUUCAGUGCUGUAAAAGGCAGACGGUGGAAUCCCCUGCAGACCAACAUUUUUCGUCAUCCAUUUAGUGAACUUAUAAUCCUUAUAUUGGUCUUUUUCCGUGGAAAGUUCCACUUUAUCUGCUAAAGCUGUCCAGUUUGCGAUCAUAAAGUAGCCUCCUUCUGGUACGGUAGGGUUCAUUCCGA
Messenger RNA from Neodiprion fabricii, 1727 nucleotides. Its product is annotated as UPF0605 protein CG18335-like. The record is from RefSeq and is a predicted model, not a curated record. Bases 80 to 1012 code for a protein of 310 amino acids. The transcript is spliced from 7 exons. Lineage: Eukaryota; Metazoa; Arthropoda; Insecta; Hymenoptera; Diprionidae.